AUGUCUGUCUCACGCCCCAACGUUUCCAACGACCUGAUCUGGCAGAUCACCCGUAACCAGAAUGCCUAUCUGGUUCGCCGCAACACCGGUGGUGGCUCCCAGUUCUCCCGGGACCCCCUGAACUUGGUCAACAAGCACUCUUUCAAGGCCGUCGGUGUUCAGUCCGAUGAGAACGGCAACGUCGUCGUGAUCACCAAGAAGCCCAACAACGCCCAGCAGCCCGCUCAGAGCCUGGUCACCGUCUCCUACGGCCCCAAGACCUCCACCCGCAAGAUCUACAAGGGUGUUGCCAGCAAGACCGCCCAGCACGGUUACCGCGCUGAUGUCCGCGAGGAGGCUGUUUCCCGUGUCAGCGCUCUCCGCCGCGCCGGUCUUCCCAAGAAGGAGACCCCCGCCUCCAAGCCCCGCGGUGCCAAGGCCCGCCAGGCCGAGGAGAAGUCCGAGUAA
This is a messenger RNA of Penicillium diatomitis, 447 nucleotides long. RefSeq lists its product as uncharacterized. The transcript has 4 exons. NCBI's taxonomy places the organism in Eukaryota, Fungi, Ascomycota, Eurotiomycetes, Eurotiales, Aspergillaceae. The record is from RefSeq and is a predicted model, not a curated record. Gene Ontology annotation, cellular component: cytosolic large ribosomal subunit; ribosome. Gene Ontology annotation, biological process: translation. Gene Ontology annotation, molecular function: structural constituent of ribosome. Bases 1 to 447 code for a protein of 148 amino acids.